Synchiropus splendidus (mandarinfish) is the source of this 1133-nucleotide messenger RNA. It is a transcript of the gene exosc2, whose product is annotated as exosome component 2. The coding region runs from base 36 to 917 and encodes 293 amino acids. The record is from RefSeq and is a predicted model, not a curated record. Gene Ontology annotation, cellular component: cytoplasmic exosome (RNase complex); nuclear exosome (RNase complex). Gene Ontology annotation, molecular function: RNA binding. The transcript has 9 exons. Gene Ontology annotation, biological process: CUT catabolic process; TRAMP-dependent tRNA surveillance pathway; nuclear polyadenylation-dependent rRNA catabolic process. NCBI's taxonomy places the organism in Eukaryota, Metazoa, Chordata, Actinopteri, Syngnathiformes, Callionymidae.
GAAGUGGCAGGACGAGGCGGCGGUAAAGUAGCAGCAUGGCUGCUGACAUGCGUCUACCGAUCAUCCGUAAACCAGUUUCAAUUUUAGAUCCUGGUUCAAACAGGAGAGACCUGGUGGUGCCCGGCGAUGUGAUCACGACAGACACCGGUUUCAUGAGGGGCCAUGGGACUUAUGUUGAAGAUGAGAAACUGACUGCAUCAGUUGCUGGGGAAGUUCAGCGAGUUGACAAACUCAUCUGUGUCAGACCACUCAAGACCAGGUUCAAUGGAGAAGUCGGUGAUGUGGUUGUUGGUCGAAUCACAGAGGUUCAACAGAAACGGUGGAAGGUGGAGACAAACUCAAGACUGGACUCAGUUCUCUUACUCUCCUCUGUCAAUCUUCCUGGAGGAGAGCUGAGGAGAAGAUCAGCCGAAGAUGAACUCACCAUGAGAGAAUACCUUCAGGAAGGCGACCUAAUCAGUGCUGAGGUGCAGUCUGUUUUCUCUGAUGGCGCUUUGUCGCUUCACACCCGAAGUUUGAAGUACGGAAAACUGGGCCAGGGAGUGCUGGUGCAGCUUUCUCCAUCACUUGUCAAAAGGCAGAAGACACAUUUCCACAACCUUCCCUGUGGUGCAUCAAUCAUCCUGGGCAACAACGGCUAUGUGUGGCUGUACCCCACUCCUGGGCAGCAGGAGGAGGAGGCUGGGGGCUUCUACACCAGUCUAGAGCCAGUUAACCUGUCAGACCGAGAAGUUAUUUCGCGGCUGAGAAACUGUCUGCUGGCUCUGGCUGCACACAAGGUUUUCCUAUAUGACACCAGUGUCCUCUACUGUUAUGAGUCCUCUCUUCAGCACCAGGUAAAGGACAUCUUAAAGCCUGAGGUAAUGGAGGAAAUAGUGAUGCUGACACAGCAGAAGCUACUGGAACAAGAAGGCUGAUCGCAUUUACACCUGACAACGCAGAUGUGACUCACUGACCGAGUUUUGCUGGGAAAAGCGGUUUUGCAUUCUGAAAAGUUAUUCCCUUCCUGUUUUGUAUGACAUUUUUAAUUUGUAUAAAAAACUUUAUAAAUGCAAUUAAUUAAGUACCCAGAGUUCUGUUCAUUCGUGUUAGUCAAAUGCGGGGCAGUAAAUAUACUUUUUCCUCAGUGACAU